Messenger RNA from Solanum verrucosum, 1092 nucleotides. RefSeq names its product putative F-box protein PP2-B12. The coding region runs from base 61 to 1008 and encodes 315 amino acids. The record is from RefSeq and is a predicted model, not a curated record. Gene Ontology annotation, molecular function: protein binding. The transcript is spliced from 3 exons. Lineage: Eukaryota; Viridiplantae; Streptophyta; Magnoliopsida; Solanales; Solanaceae.
GUUUUGGAUAUAAUUUUUUUCUAUAAAUAUAAAUUAGAAGAGAUAAUCAAGUAAAUCACAAUGGCGGUGGAAAAUGGACGUAGCUCCGCCGUUAGCGGCGGUGGCGGUGACGGUGACGGUGGUGAUAUCUACCACCUGCCGGAAGGUUGCAUAGCGAACGUACUAUCAUUGACGAGUCCGAGAGAUGCGAGUAGGUUAUCGGUGGUCGGUACGGUUUUCCGGUCGGCUGCUGAAUCUGACGCAGUUUGGGACCGGUUUUUGCCGCCGGAUUACCGUGAUAUUAUUUCCCGGUCUAGUGAUGGACCGGAAUCGAUCAAUGUCGGAUCUAAGAAAGAGCUUUAUCUCUAUCUAUGUGAUCAUCCUUUCUUCAUCGACGGUGGGACUAAGAGCUUCUCAUUGGAGAAGCGCAGUGGAAAGAAAUGCUACAUGUUAGCUGCGAGGUCACUUGCAAUUAUUUGGGCUGACACACCACGGUAUUGGAGAUGGAUCCCCCUUCCCGAGUCCAGGUUCUCAGAGGUUGCUGAGCUUCUUGAAGUCUGCUGGUUUGAUAUUUCCGGCAAGAUAAACACCUCUAUGCUAUCCCCUGACACCAACUAUGCAGCCUACUUUGUGUUCACAAUGAAAUCCAGGACCUACGGAUUUGAUCGCCAAAGUGCAGAGGGUGCAGUAGGGAUUUCGGGGCAUGAAAGGAAACCACAGACAGUUUUCUUGGAUCCAGAGGCAGCACGUAGGCACAUGUACCAAAUCGUUCCAAGGCGGUUGGGACUACUCAACCAGAUGGCUGAUAUCCUGAGAAGGGGAGUGAAUCCUCCUCCUUCAGAAAACAACAUCCAAGCACGAUACCCGCAACAGAGAAGUGACGGAUGGAUAGAAGUUGAGUUGGGAGAAUUCUUCGUCAAGAGAGGGCAAGACAUUGAACUCGAGAUGAGCUUGACAGAGGUGAAGGUAGGUAACUGGAAAAGUGGCUUAGUUGUUGAAGGGAUUGAAAUCAGGCCUAAGGAAAGGUAAUGAACUUGAUACUGAAAAGGUUCAUUUGGUGUCUGUGCUAAGCCAUUUUUCUAUUGAAGGAAAACUAAAAGCUACGAAGGCCUA